GCGAGCUGCGAUUUCUUUCGACGAGUGGAGCCGCCAACGCACGGACAGUUUUGUUGCUGUGUAGAGCCACACGCCACAGCCAGUGACCAGUCACCGAGAUCACAGUAGUAACCGAGCCCAUCACCGUGAGCGGAAUCAGGGCGAGUUCAGGCAGUAAUUCCCAGUGACUCUUCAGCUGUGUCGUGUGGACUUCUACAAACAUCUGGUUUCUGCACACUUUGGGGGGAAAAAAUAUCAUUUAAUAUGUCUAACAACCAAGUCAGUCUCCCUGCUAAGCUCAUCAAUGGUGGAGUUGCUGGAUUGAUUGGAGUUACAUGUGUAUUUCCGAUUGACCUGGCCAAAACUAGGCUGCAGAACCAAAGGAAUGGGCAGCGAACCUAUACCAGCAUGAUGGACUGUCUAAUUAAGACCGUGCGAUCUGAAGGAUAUUUUGGAAUGUAUAGAGGUGCGGCUGUGAACCUUACAUUGGUAACACCUGAGAAGGCUAUUAAACUCGCUGCAAAUGACUUGUUUCGUACCUAUCUGUCAAAAAAUAGUAAGGGCUUAAAUAUAUCUGGAGAGAUGCUGGCUGGCUGUGGAGCAGGGCUCUGUCAGGUUGUUAUCACUACUCCUAUGGAGAUGCUGAAAAUCCAACUUCAAGAUGCUGGCAGAUUAGCAGCUCAGCAGAGAUUGAUACUGCCUUCCAGUUCAGCCACUAAAGUUGUAGCCACUAAUCCAGUUUUGAGUCGGGCUUACAAUGUUAGCCUUGCUGCUGCUACUAGACCGAUGUCUGCAACCCAGAUUGCCAAGGAUUUAUUUUACUCCCAAGGGUUCAGAGGACUGUACAAAGGACUAGGAGCCACUAUACUGAGGGACGUUCCAUUUUCUAUCAUCUAUUUUCCAUUGUUUGCCAAUCUGAACAAACUUGGGCAGAAUUCAGUGGAUGGGAAAGCUUCUUUUGUCCAUUCAUUUUUAUCUGGGUGCAUUGCUGGUUCUGUUGCAGCUGUGGCUGUCAAUCCAUGUGAUGUGAUCAAAACACGAUUCCAGUCACUACAUAGAGGAGCAAAUGAAGAAACAUACAGUGGAAUUGUGGACUGUGCUAGGAAAAUCUGGAAAAACGAGGGUCCUUCUUCAUUCCUGAAGGGAUCGGGCUGCCGGGCAUUAGUCAUUGCACCACUUUUCGGCAUUGCCCAAGUGAUUUACUUCGUGGGAGUUGGAGAAUUUGUCUUGGGUUUUUCACAUUUUGAAGUCUAUUGAUCUGUUGGCAUCCAUUCCUGAAGGACUACAUUGUACAAUGAAAAACACCAAGCAUGGAACCAAGACACUACUGCAGUUAUUGGAGGGUUCACUCAUGUUACCAUUAUUCAGAUUUAUAAAGUGGUUGUGUAUGUGUUGAGAGGAAGAGGAAUAUUGCUCAUCCACCUUGAGCUACUGCAGGAUGGUUGGUGUGGAAAGAAUGUCUUGGUGUUAUGAAAGUGGUUAAACUAAAGGGGCCAAACUUUGUUCCCUCUAUAGCUCCAUAUUCACUUUGCUACUUGUGGAAAAAUUGGAACUAAUCUAUGUACAGUUAACAAUAUUUAACACUUUUUAUACAUUUAUAUAUUGGUCACACAUUCUAAGCCCUUGUAUUGAGAUUUGAGCUCUUAAAAGUAAGCCCUUUUUUAAAGAUGGUUGUGGUAUUAAACUAAGUACUCCAAAUAAGCACCCAAGUAUAAGAAAAAUAACAACUGUAUUUGAAAGGUAUUGUGGGGAAACAGCCCAAGUUAUGACUUUGGCCACCCUAGUGAGAUCAUCACCCAUAUUGUGCCCUGAGAGCCAUUACUGUUGGCUUCACAACAAUUCACACUUCCUCACCUGAGGCUGUUGAAUGGAUUGCUGCCCUCUACAUCGCACUGAUUACUUCCCCACCCACACAUGUGGAGCUGGGGGAGACAUUCAAUAAGCACUUCUUGCAUUGACUGUAGGAAUGACCACUUAGAGAAAAUAAUCAAUUGUAUGUUUUCCCCCCAAGUGCUUUUGCAAGCUGCCAUUGUUCUAGAUCCAUGUUGAUCAUGAGCCAUGUUUCCUGUAAUUGGUUCAAUUAAGAUUUACCACUUUUAAUGUGUUAACAUACUGCAGUGGCACAUUAAAAUAGGUCAAUCAAGGCUAAGAUCCACUUCAUGUAGAACACUUCUCAUUGGCACUACAGUAGCAAAAGUGCUUAUGUGGUUAUACAACAUUAAAUAACUAGUCUGUGUUCAAGAUCAUUCUCAACUUGUUUAAGAAACAGUUUGAAACUGUCAGGUGACUUGCAUUCUUCCACUGAGGAAAGGACAGUGUCAAUCUUUGACAACUUAGUUUGUAACUGAUCCUUUACCUUAAUGUUUUUACUGUGAUAUUUAAAUGUCAUGAAACAAAUAAGCCUCUAAUUUUUAAUAUAAUGGUGCCUUUUAUGCCAUUUGAGCUGGUUACAACAAAUUAAUAAUACUGGGUCAGAGCACCAUUCUCAAAUUUUAAUUUGUACAUGGAAGUAAGACUGUUUACAAACAUUUUAAAUUUAACUGUAACAAUAAACCCAGAAUUUUGUAA
This is a messenger RNA of Pristis pectinata (smalltooth sawfish), 2547 nucleotides long. Its product is annotated as mitochondrial glutamate carrier 1-like. The transcript is spliced from 10 exons. Bases 244 to 1236 code for a protein of 330 amino acids. Gene Ontology annotation, biological process: L-glutamate transmembrane transport; malate-aspartate shuttle; aspartate transmembrane transport. Gene Ontology annotation, molecular function: L-aspartate transmembrane transporter activity; L-glutamate transmembrane transporter activity. The record is from RefSeq and is a predicted model, not a curated record. NCBI's taxonomy places the organism in Eukaryota, Metazoa, Chordata, Chondrichthyes, Rhinopristiformes, Pristidae.